AUGUUUCAGGAUAAUAAUUCUUCUCCUCUAAUAUGCUUGUCGAAAAUUGUCCUCAGCAGCAUACCUUCUGGGUGGAAGGUUAAGUCUCAACUAAAUGAUUGCUUCAAGUUGUUUUCAAAUAUUUUGCCUUUCUCAUCACCACUGGAAUUGGAGUAUUUUUUCCAGUUUAAUCAUUUCGCAAAUAAGGGAGAAAUAAAAACUAUCUAUGGGACGUUCGCUUACUACAAAAUAUCAAAGAAGUUGAAACAACUGAUGUUUCGGAAGGAACUGUCGCUUAGUAACUCAUGUUUGUUGUCUCUAAUAGAAAAUCCUCCCCCUAAUUUCACCACUCAUUGCUUGCUUGGUCUACCUUCAACAUUAUUUCGACAGUUUAUCAUCAUUAAUUUUUGUAUAUAUUGGCUUCCAAUGACACAUGUAUUAUAUCAUCGCACAGUUCCGGAGGAGAGCAAUACCGGAGCUUUGCAGACUGUUUUCAGUUUUUUAGCCGAUCCACACGUUUUCAACAAAUUAUAUGAAACAUGCAGAGAUGUGCAAGUGUUUAUAUAUUCUUGGAUGCAACAUGGUCAUUUCUAUGGUGUUAGUGGGGCAAACACAGAGGUCAACCAAUACAUAAACAUAGUUUUUAAACAUUCAGAUUAUUCUCCACUUGUUGAACCGCAUGCGUUGUCGAAUAAUUUGGUUUUAAACUUACAUGAAGUUCUCAAUCGAGCUCCCCGAUUAAAACGUAAUGCAGCUGCAGAAGUAAUAGCUGCUGCGUUGCUUGGUCUUAAAGUUUCUAACUUCUUGUGCGAGUGCUCAGAAUAUGUGCAUGCCUGCAAAGCGGCUCGGAGUGUUCAUGAAACUGUGCGUUCUUUUUUCACGCCUACAAAAUUCCAUCAUGCUCAGCAACGUCUCGAGUAUGACGCUAUGUGCAUUAUGCUUCGAGCGAUGAAUGCGCAUAACAUGUACUUAGAACCUGAAGAUCAACAAGUUUUCCAACAUGAAGCACCCGAUUUACUAAAGUCGAUGUGGAAGUCGAGGUUGCUGAUGACUAAGUCAAUGAAUAUGAAUAAUUUUGACUAUUCCUUGUUACCAGUUAGCCUGGAAAAUACAUCUCAAAAUGCUUAUGUUUCUAUCGGAUUAUCGGCUUCUCGAUCAUCUGAUGGGAUUUCUGAAGGUACUUCGUCCCCUUCUAUCAGCAUUCUUGGACCUGCCGGUGAUGAGUCUCCUUGUGUAUUAGAAGCGCUCACAACUCGACCGGCGUCUUUAAUUUCAGAUUCCUACUUUCCAACUGUUUAUUCGACCUCCGAAGUUGUGCUCAACCUGUUGGAUGGUAAUCUUGAUAUAUGUAUAUCCACUAGUGCUUAUAUGAAUGCCCAACUGGCAACUUAUCAUUAUUCCAUGUGUCACUAUCAGAUCGCUUUUCAUUUUACUUUGUUGGCUAUUGAACAGUUAGAACUAUGUUUCAAUCACGGUACACCACCGUCUCCUCAUGUUACAGUUGACGUUCUUCGUAUUAUGUGCAAAGUAUGUAUCAUCAAAAGAAAAUAUAGCUUAGGGUUAAGAAUUAUUCAACAUGCAUUAGUGUAUACCAGAUCUGUUUAUGGUUAUCGUAAUUUGAUAUAUGCUAAUUUACUUAUUGAAUAUGGGUGUUUAAUGCUAAAUACAGAUAAAACACGUAAAGCAGCAGAAAUUUAUCGGAUUGCUUUAGCACUAAUACUGAAUUAUUUACCCGGUGCUAGUAUUAUGGUUGCUUUAGCACUGGAAGCAAUAGCUUAUGCACACUAUGUCCUUGAAUAUACAUCAGGUGAUUUCGGUUACGCAUUAAAUUGUGCCGAGAUAGCUGGCCUAAUGCUUCGUCGUUUGAAUUAUGGUGUUUGUAUGCAAGCAGCUUCAGCGAAUCGAGUAAAAGCUUUGAUAAUUGAAGAAAUUGCUAUUGAUGAUAAUGAUCCGUCUAGAACAAGAUCUGAUUUGAAGUUGGCACGUGAUUUGCAUAUGGAGUCGUUAGAACUUUGUGAACGAACGUAUGGAUUAUGGAAUAUUCAAACUGCAAAACAUUUUGGUAACCUUGGUCGACUCUACCAAUCAAUGCAAAAUAACAAAGAAGCAGAAAUUAUGCAUUUAAGAGCUAUUGAAAUUAAAGAACGUUUACUUGGACCGACAGAUUUUGAAGUUGGCUUAAGUGUUGGUCAUUUGGCUAGUCUAUACAAUUACGAUAUGGAUCGAUUUAAAGAAGCUGAACAGUUGUAUUUACGUUCUGUACAAAUUAGUUUAAAUUUAUUCGGUCCUACAUAUAGUGGAUUAGAAUAUGAUUAUCGUGGUUUACAACGUGUUUAUCAUGAAUUAGGUAAUUAUUCAGAAAUGCAACGUUACCAAGGUUUGUUUGAUUAUUGGUCUAAAGAAAGACAACGUCUUCGUUCAUUAGAACCAUCUGAAUCAUCAGAUUCUUUGGAAUUUCUUGAUGAAAAUAAUAUUAUAGGCUUAACUGAACAAUCACAACUUUUAAUGGAAUUAUUAAAAGAAUAUAAAUAUCAGUUUAAAUCAAUUUUUGAAAGUUUACAUGUUGAUUAUAACAAUGAGAAUAUGGUGAAUACUGCAACAACAAGGCAAGAUACUUUCAAUGUGAACUUUGGUGGCAGUAGUACUAUGGAAGCUAGUCGAUCAACAGGAUAUUAA
Molecule: messenger RNA, 2655 nt
Organism: Schistosoma margrebowiei
Lineage: Eukaryota; Metazoa; Platyhelminthes; Trematoda; Strigeidida; Schistosomatidae
Source: the annotation of a GenBank genome assembly